AUGGCGGAUUGCACGCAUGCCAGGCAGCCUGGGAUGCUUGCUUUUUCUUCUUCUGGCUGCAGGCAGGGCUCGGUUUCAGACAUGAGUGGAGAGAAACCUAAAAAGAAAGCUUUCUACCUAGUGAGGAUGAAGCCACUGAAGGAGCCCACCACCACUAACAACAAUGUCUCUUUUGUGAUACACUGUCACAUAGGCAAGGAGAUCAAACACAUUUGCAGCAACUGCAGUCGCGGGGAGGAAGCCCGUGACGCUGAGGAAGUGGAAAGACUGGCUGCAAUGCGUUCAGAUUCUCUAGUACCUGGGACUCACACGCCUCCGAUCAGAAGAAGAAGCAAAUUUGCUACUCUUGGAAGGCUUUUUAAGCCAUGGAAAUGGAGGAAGAAGAAGAGUGAAAAAUUUAAGCACACUUCAGCAGCUUUGGAAAGAAAAAUAUCAAUGAGGCAAAGCAGAGAGGAGCUUAUAAAACGAGGAGUGCUGAAAGAAAUUUUUGAUAAAGAUGGGGAACUUUCCAUACCAAAUGAAGAAGGAGCUUUGGAGAAUGGGCAGCCUCUGGGCUCCGGGCAAGUGCUGAGCUCCAGCCAGGUAUCCCUGCCAGCCCUAGCAGAACUGGAGUCAGGUCCACCAUCUGGGGAACCCUGCUCAUAUGAGGUGCUCCCAACCACAGAGAUCAUGGAUGGGACAGUGUCUGAAGAGAGCCCCACAUCCAAUGAAUCCGGCAUCCUCCUGUCCCAAGAUCCUACAGCUAAGCCAGUCCUGCUACUUCCCCCCAAAAAAUCUGCUGCUUUCCCUGGAGACCAUGAGGACACCCCAGUGAAACAGUUGUCCCUCCUCAAACAGCCCCCUGCCCUGCCUCCUAAACCUAUUGCCAGGAUUGCCAGCCACUUAACUGAUCCUGGCGCUCCUGUGAAACUGCCUUGUAUGCCAGUUAAACUGUCACCUCCACUACCUCCAAAGAAAGUAAUGAUUUGCAUGCCUUUAGGGGGGCCAGACCUCUCUCUCUCAUCCUAUUCCACGCAGAAGAGCUCCCAGCAGCCUUUGACCCAGCACCAUCACACUGUCCUGCCAUCCCAGUUAGCGGCUCACCAGCACCAGCUCCAGUACGGCAGCCACAGCCAGCACCUGCCUUCUGGGUCCAGCACGUUGCCAAUUCACCCUUCAGGGUGCCGGAUGAUAGAGGAACUGAACAAAACGCUAGCCAUGACCAUGCAAAGGCUAGAAAGCCUGGAAGCCAGAAUAUACUGCAGUACUGCAUAUCACUACUCUGGUUUACACACAGGUGACAGUGUUACAAAAACAGUACCUGGGGGCCUUCCAGACAUGAGACAAGUGCCAACUGUUGUGAUCGAAUGCGAUGACAAUAAAGAAAAUGUGCCUCAUGAAACUGACUAUGAAGAUUCUUCCUGCCUCUACACAAGACAGGAAGAGGAGGAAGAGGAAGAUGAAGAUGAGGAUAACUCAUUAUUUACAAGCUCCCUGGCAAUGAAAGUCUGCAGGAAGGACUCUUUAGCAAUCAAACUAAGCAACAGGCCUUCCAAGCGAGAGCUGGAGGAAAAGAACAUCCUCCCCAUGCAGACUGAUGAAGAGAGGCUUGAACUUAGGCAGCAGAUUGGGACAAAGUUAACAAGACGACUGAGCCAGAGGCCAACUGCUGAAGAAUUGGAGCAGAGGAACAUACUGAAACCCCGGAAUGAGCAAGAGGAGCAGGAGGAAAAACGAGAGAUAAAGAGAAGAUUAACACGUAAGCUGAGUCAAAGGCCCACGGUAGAAGAGCUACGUGAGAGGAAGAUCCUCAUCCGCUUCAGUGACUACGUGGAAGUGGCAGAUGCGCAGGACUACGACAGGAGGGCGGACAAACCCUGGACACGACUCACAGCCGCCGACAAAGCAGCCAUUCGAAAAGAGCUUAAUGAAUUUAAAAGCACUGAAAUGGAAGUUCAUGAAUUAAGUAGGCAUCUAACAAGGUUUCAUAGACCGUAGCAGUUCAAUUCUACCUGACUACUAUGCCGUCUUCAAAACAUAACUAAAAGGAACCAUAAGUGCUGGUAUUAUUCACUUCCCUGUUACGUACAAUGUAAAUCUUCUGAACUGCCUUUUUAAAAAAAAAAGAGUAGAAAAAUAAAUAUAAAAAAAGGAAAAUUGUAUUUACAUGUAAUGGGUACUGCAGCAUCAUCAGACCUGCUGGUUCAAGCUUCAUUAACAGAAAAUACCCCUGGUGGGAA
This is a messenger RNA of Gymnogyps californianus (California condor), 2219 nucleotides long. It is a transcript of the gene PHACTR1, whose product is annotated as phosphatase and actin regulator 1. The record is from RefSeq and is a predicted model, not a curated record. Gene Ontology annotation, molecular function: actin binding. Gene Ontology annotation, biological process: cell motility; stress fiber assembly. The coding region runs from base 1 to 1977 and encodes 658 amino acids. Lineage: Eukaryota; Metazoa; Chordata; Aves; Accipitriformes; Cathartidae. The transcript is spliced from 16 exons.